CUGUCCUUGCAACUUGGAAACGUAAGAAAACCUGUGUCAUUCUCAGUGUAGAUUCUGAAAAUUAGCAUCCAAAAUAUGUCGAGCGUAAAUUGUUAUCCGACGAUGAUGCGUGAUCGUUUUCAUGCGCUGUCUUGAUUAACGCCGACUGCGAUGCACGCUGUCAUUAAGCAACCAGAACACGAACGCUGUUGUUUGCACUGUGAGAUCUGAUAUAAUCUAGCGUUGCAUACGAAGCGAAUGGAUCAGAGAUCCACAGAGUAGCGUUUGCCAUCACAACCGUAGGAUUUAAUCGACGCGUCAGUGUACAUUUGAGGAUUUAAUAAGGUAAAACUCGGAACGAAGAGGACACUACCCCUAUCGCACAUAGACUGAAACGUCAUCAACAUUUUCCUAUAUUUAAAUGGUUGAGAGAGAGAGGAGGUCAUUGCUGAAAUAAGGAAGAACGCCGGGUGUUAAGAGAAACUGAGGGAAUUACACACAAGUGAAGAUUUACUCAAUUAGGCUACAUAAAUGGGGGAUUACGGCUUUCUGGUUAAAAACAACUCGGCAAACAAAUCCGUUUUUCCGGUAAGAAUUCACCCACACCUGCAGCAUACGGUUCCCCACCAGACAACCCCUCCAAGCCCUCCGGCUUUUAUCAGCAACAACAACACUACCAAUGGUGGAAGUGUUGGGUCCGCUUGGCUUUUCCCAACUGUGACGACCCACUCUAACAUGCAAGAUGAUAUUUUGGAGUCUGACACGUCCAAGGCUCCGCAACCGCAACAAGAGAGUCAUGAAGGACAAGAAAAGCCGACGCUCUCUCCUCCAGGUCACCAGGAAGCUCCAGGAAUCAUAUCAGAGUUGGACAAAACCAUGCCAGACGAGAACCAGCUGGAUAAAGGGACCAUGGAGAACGCUAACGGUAAAGAGCCACUGCGGCUCGAAUCUCCAGUGUUAUCAGGGUUUGACUAUCAGGAGACGUCUGGUAUUGGUACUUUAGCACAGUCUAGUAGCUCGUCUUCGUCGUCCCUUACUGGCUUCAGCAGCUGGUCCACUGCUAUGCCCCCCAACCCUUCCACUUUGAUCGAAGAGGUUGGCUUUUUCAAUCAGGCUGCUACUACUAACAAUGCUCCUCCUCCGCUGCUAUUUCAAAGUUUCUCUCAUCACGCCAGUUCAGGAUUCGGGGGGAACUUUUCCCACCAGAUAGGGCCUCUAUCUCAGCACCAUCCAUCUCCUCAUCCACACUUCCAACACCCUCAUAAUCAGCCCCGCAGGUCCUCGGCCAGCCCCCAUCCACCGCCCUUCUCCCACCGCAGUGCUGCUUUCAACCAGUUGCCCCAUUUGGGGAAUAGUCUAAGCAAGCCUCCUUCCCCCUGGGGGAGCUAUCAGAGCCCCUCGUCCACUCCAUCUUCUUCUUCAUGGAGCCCAGGUGGAGGAUACGGAGGCUGGGGAGGCUCUCAGGGACGGGAGUAUCGCCGAGGGCUGAACGGAGGGGUCAAUCCCCUCAACUCGAUCUCUCCUUUAAAGAAGUCUUUCCCAAAUAACCAGACCCCAAUGCAGAAGUAUCCCCGCAACAACUCUGGCUUCAACACUAAACCCUGGAUGGAGGAUACCAUAAACCGCAACGAUAGCGUCUUUCCAUUUCAGGAUCGCAAUCGGUCCUUUGAUGGUUUCAGCAUGCAUUCCCUAGAGAACUCUCUGAUCGACAUCAUGAGAGCCGAGCAGGAUUGCUUGAAAGGUCACUCAUCGUUGUUUCCCAUGGAUGAUGAGCGGACAUACGGAGAAGAUGACCGGUCUGAUCCGAGUCUGAGUGGACUGGGCUCCCCACACAGUUUCCCUCACCAAAACGGCGAACGCAUAGAACGCUUUUCGCGCAAGGUCUUUGUUGGUGGCCUACCUCCGGACAUAGACGAAGACGAGAUCACCGCCAGUUUCCGACGCUUUGGACAUUUGUUUGUGGACUGGCCUCACAAAGCGGAGAGCAAAUCUUAUUUCCCACCGAAAGGUUAUGCGUUCCUUCUGUUUCAAGACGAGAGCUCGGUCCAGGCGCUGAUUGAUGCUUGCAUGGAAGAAGAUGGGAAGCUCUAUCUCUGUGUCUCUAGCCCUACAAUCAAAGACAAACCAGUCCAGAUACGACCCUGGAAUUUGAACGACAGUGACUUUGUGAUGGAUGGCUCUCAGCCCCUCGAUCCCAGAAAAACGAUCUUUGUUGGGGGAGUUCCACGACCUCUACGAGCUGUGGAGCUCGCCAUGAUUAUGGACCGACUGUACGGCGGGGUGUGCUAUGCUGGCAUUGACACUGACCCUGAGCUGAAGUAUCCUAAAGGGGCUGGACGUGUGGCCUUCUCCAAUCAGCAGAGCUACAUUGCUGCUAUCAGCGCUCGCUUUGUGCAACUGCAGCACGGAGAGAUCGAUAAACGGGUGGAAGUGAAGCCAUAUGUACUGGAUGACCAGCUGUGUGAUGAGUGUCAGGGCACGCGUUGUGGGGGCAAGUUUGCUCCGUUCUUCUGUGCUAACGUCACUUGUCUUCAAUACUACUGUGAAUACUGCUGGGCAGCCAUUCACUCGCGAGCCGGACGGGAGUUUCACAAGCCUCUAGUGAAGGAGGGAGGAGACCGGCCUCGCCACAUCUCCUUCCGCUGGAACUGAUCCGGGAGAUCACGGCUGUGCUAAUCAUUUACAUGCACUUUUCAUUUUGCUAAGUCCUUUUUAUUUACAGUUCUUUUUUUAAGUCUAAAAUUGUAUUUAUUCUUAAGUUUUUAAUUUUAUUUUUUAUUUUUUUUGCAGAAAAGAAUGCUAAAAGAAAAUUGUGUAAUCCUGAUUUUUUUGGUUUUUGUUUUUUGUUGAAAAGCUACAUUGGUGCGCAUGAAGACUUGAAUGCAUUAGAUUUAAAAAUAUAGAUGUUUAGCCUGACUUGACUCUGAAUUACUGUUCUAUCUUUAUUCUCUCGGAGCCUCAUCUUUUUGUUUGUUAAUGGGUCACGUUUUCACUUUAAACUGUUGAAGGCCAUACACAAAGAGGCUGGAAAUGUUCGAGCCUCGCUCUUAGGACUUCAAUAUCAAGUUUGCCGUUUCACAGAAUAAUGAUUGCAUGGCAAAUGUGGAUUCACAGUUACUCCUUUAACAAAAUGCACAGUAACAACCAACAAGGGUUCAUUCUGGAAUGGAUUUGAUGGACUUGUUCUAACGUUUAAGGCAAAUCUUUGUGAUUUAGUUAUAAUGUUAAGAUCCUUUAGAGGAUCUCAUCCUAAAAAAGCUCAGACACUGUAAGAUUCAGGCUUACCUGAAGCAUACUUUAAAGAUUGCUAUUAAACUGCAUCCAAGUUAGCUAUUCCUUAAUCAAGCGUAAGAUCUGAGGCUAACGGCUACAACUGAGAACAGCAGCGAUGCAGGAUGUGACUGUUUGUCGUGCGAGAUGCACUGUUUUUAGGUCAGGCAAACCAAAGUUGAGCCUUAGAGAUGUCCUACUGUCUGUGAUCCAAUGAAGAUAAUCUAUACAUAUGUAUAUGAUAGGAAACUUGCAUUUUAAUUGGUUUGAUGGGUUUAAAAAUGAAAUCUAUUAAGUUAAUUAUUUAUGAUUCUUGUAAUGGUUAUGGCAGUAACUUUGGCUCAUUUGUCAGGGAUUUUGUGCUAAAAGCUAACUCAAUGUUGUAGUAUUUGCUAAUGAGAAAUGACCAUGUGUUGCAUUGAUAGUGUUUUACUGCAUGGGUUUUCGCCAUGGUGUUCUAACAGAGCAUUGCGGUAGCGGAGCACAUUUCAAUGAAUUUGAGAAAACAAAAAACAAAAACAUUAUUUUUUACAUGGUCUGCUGAUUUUUGUACUGUGUUUUAUAGCUAAUUAUUUUGUCAUGGACGUAAAACCAUUAUGCACUACUUUUCUAAAUAUUGUUUUUCAAGUCACUUUUUUCCACAAAUGGAAAGUCCUUUUAUGAUAACUUUUUUUUUUUCUUUUUUUUUUUUAAUAUAGAUUUUGUACCUUUUGUUACUGAGAGAUCUGGUUAUAACGCAAGCAUACCUUAAGGACAAGAAGAAAAAAAAAGCUAAUAUAAUUUUGUUUAGGUUUUUAUGUAUUUACGUGCUGAAAUCCCUAGAUUGUCACAUAUAAAUAUAUUUAGGUGACCGUAUUGUUGAAACUAAUAUCUUAAUAUUUGCAAAAUGCAAACAGUGUUCUGUUCCGUCUUAAUGGACGAAGUAAAUAUUGAAUCUAGCAUGACAUAAAUUCCUUAAAAUGUGUGGUACAUGUAGAAAUAUAUACCUACCCACUAUCAGUUACGAGAAUGAUAAUAUCUCCCUCAUUAUUGGCUGUAGAAAAUAAAAUAAUAAACACUGUAAUUAGAGUAAUGUUAGGAUGCACCUUGUAUCACAAUGAUGAAUGUUCCAUAUUGAAAUAUCAAUGUUCUGUAUAAUUCUGAGAGGCUACAGGUUAAUUUAUGCAUUACGCAUGAGCUAAAUUAAUAAGUUAGGGAUUUAUUAUUGUCAUUUGUCUGUAAUAGUAGUUUUGUUUCAACCUUUUUCAGUUCUAUGUACCUUGCCCAUGCACAAACUGUGCAUACCCAACUUUAUUGUGUUAACUAGAUAAUAAAAAAAGAAGCAUACAAGAGGGCGAUUAGUCAAAUAUUGAAUCAGGGUUUACUUGAAUACACUUUCAAAAUAUUGACAGUGAGAUCUGUGCAAUACUUUUUCCCAGAGACCUUUACAGUGUACUUCUAAUAUAACCAUUACUUGCAACGUGUCUCACCUCACAAACUCUCCUAGAAACAUUAUAACAUCUAUCAUUCUCUGAUUUAUAUAUAUAUAUAAAAGAAUACCACUGAAGUUAUAGGUGUUUUUACUUUUAUGUAUUCACAUAUUUUCCUACUUGAGUUCAUGCUACUGUGAUUACGAUGUAAAUAUUAAGUGAAUAAUGUUUUAACCAUUUACUGAUAUAUUUUUAAUUGGAAUGUAAUAAUUGUCAUGGUUUUUGAUCAGUACACUUAUUAGAUUUUCUAGUUUUAAUAAUCGCUAUAUUGUGCUUCAUGUCUACAGAAGGAUAAGAAGAAAAAAAAAAAUCUGAAAAUUAUCUACGUAACUGUUUAUUUAAAUUUACAUAGUUUAUAACUGUGUACGGGAAGGUGUAUUUAUCAACAGAUUUUUAUAAGAGGAAUAAUUUUUUUGCUAUGUCAUUUAUAAGUUUUAAUUUUUAUAUUUUAAAUCCAAAUGGAGUUAUGUAAAGAAAAAUAUCAUUUUAUAGUUGGGUUAGUCAUACAUGUGCUUUGGUAUAGUUGAGUCUUGAUUAUUUGCGGUUAAAUAUUUAUAACAGAAUGCUUAAAGUAUUUGUAAUGUGAAAUGUUGAAUGAAUAAACUUGAUUGCAGGAAA
Messenger RNA from Carassius gibelio (silver crucian carp), 5336 nucleotides. RefSeq names its product cytoplasmic polyadenylation element-binding protein 4. The transcript is spliced from 9 exons. Gene Ontology annotation, cellular component: neuron projection; nucleus; synapse. Bases 511 to 2631 code for a protein of 706 amino acids. Gene Ontology annotation, molecular function: translation factor activity, RNA binding; ribosome binding; mRNA 3'-UTR binding. The record is from RefSeq and is a predicted model, not a curated record. Gene Ontology annotation, biological process: negative regulation of cytoplasmic translation. Lineage: Eukaryota; Metazoa; Chordata; Actinopteri; Cypriniformes; Cyprinidae.